AUGGAUUUCUUUAUGCCAAGUGAUAGAACAACAUUAUCUAUUCAAUUACCUACUAUUCUUCCAUUUCAAAAUAUCACUUAUAUCGUAUGCCACUUAGCAUAUCCGGAACCGUCGGUCAUAUCAUUCUUACAGAACACUACAAUACGAUUAAAACGAAUUUUAUCAUUAUUUACGAGAGAUGACGAUGAUUCACAAAAAUAUUUUGAUAAUCUUUCACGUCUUGUUAAUUUGUCUAAUAUUGAUACUGUAGAGUUUUCACGAAACAAUGAUAUAAGAAGAUUAAAUGUUAUUGAACGUGUUUUAUUAGCAUGUCCAAAUGUUACAACACUUAUUAUAAACAGUUCAUUACUUUUCUCAACCACAGUAUUGAAGAAUCCUUCAUUAUGGCUGACUUUUAAUCAACUGAACAAGAUUCGUAUAUUAUCAGAUGAGGUGUAUAUUUAUCCGAAAUAUAUAUCGAAAUUUGUUCAACGUUUUCCAUCUUUGACUAUUGUUGAGUUGGAAGUCUAUUCAAUCGAUAUUUUAGCACCUAUUGUUGAUAUUUUGCUAAGUGAACUUUCAAAGUUACGUCUGAUCGUCAUACAAUUUAAAGAUGAUUAUCUAUUAAGUUAUCCAUUUUCUCGCAAUUAUAUUAUAGACAAACGACGUCAAUCAUUUGGUUUAAGCAAAUAUAAUGAAGAUAAAGUAUGUAUAAAACUCGAAAAUCAAACACUGUAUAUCCGUGUUGCAUAA
Molecule: messenger RNA, 732 nt
Organism: Rotaria sp. Silwood2
Lineage: Eukaryota; Metazoa; Rotifera; Eurotatoria; Philodinida; Philodinidae
Source: the annotation of a GenBank genome assembly